Messenger RNA from Aspergillus sclerotioniger CBS 115572, 1696 nucleotides. RefSeq lists its product as uncharacterized. The record is from RefSeq and is a predicted model, not a curated record. NCBI's taxonomy places the organism in Eukaryota, Fungi, Ascomycota, Eurotiomycetes, Eurotiales, Aspergillaceae. The coding region runs from base 74 to 1696 and encodes 540 amino acids. The transcript has 2 exons.
CCCUUUCUCCCCAGAAACACACUUCACACUUCACACUCCACAAUCCACAGACUCCACUCCCCUACACACCACCAUGCCUGACAGACCCAGCCGCAGAACACUGCUGGGCAGCCCUCUGCAGGUGCUCAAGAGCGCCUUUGGAGGCCGUCACAGCCGGUUCUCAGGCAAUCCGGACCCCCAACACCGCCACCGCAACAGCAGUCGCAAUCACGACGUUCCCAACACACAAUACUCUCAACCUGAUGGUCCUCCUUCACACAACUCUCAACCCACAGUCACUGAGGCCAGCUCAUCCUCACCUCCAACCAGAGCCCUCCGUUCGGUGCGUGGAGAGCGAGUCUCACGAGCAACAAUGUCACCAUCAACACCUGACAUGAAAGAGUCCUUCAUCCAGGCAGAAGAGGGGGGCCAUGAUAAUGAAGACUGGAUCUCCGUACAUCAUGAGGAAGAGAGUCCCACCCAACGAGAAUUACCCCCCGUCCAGUCUACGAACAGAAAGAUCCCUAGUGCUCUCUACUCUAGACUUCCUACUCCGGUCAAUCCCCCGACCUCGGAUCUCUAUUCUCACGAGAUAUACCAGCAAGAAGGCAGACGCAAUGUGCUAUCCUCCAUCGGGAAACGGUAUACUGGUAUCAAACACCAAGGGGAAAGAAACGCCUACUUGGAGGGAAGUCACACCAUAUCCAGCCAGCAGCAUCAGCGAGACGGAAUGUGCGAUGACAGCAGACCAUCCGAGCAGCAGAAGACAACCAGCUUGCGAGUUCUGCUGCGAACAGACAAAAUCCAUGGCAGUGAAAGAGUCCCGUUGAGACGAACCAACGUUCUCCCAACAAUCUCAACUACCUCGAUCUCGCGCAUCCAUGACAGUGGUAAUCCUCGCAGGUCCCUGCCAGUCAUGGUGGUAGGCCGCCCUUCGACCCAGAUAUACAGUCGGAAGGAGGUCGCCCAGGAUAGAGCCUUGAAGCAGGCAAGUCCUAACCCUAGCCCAAGCCCAAUUGGCGUCAUUGCGGCAGAUGGGCACUCGUCACAUUCAGAGGAAGAACAAAAAACCGGUGAGGAUUGGCAACCGCAUGCCCGCGAUCGUCCACAGAUGCCUUUCGAGAAAGAGCCCCUGAGGCGGAUCCGAUGGACGAGCAAAUUCGAGGACCUGCGAGCACAGGAUUCAGACAAUGAGGACAAAGAGGUCAGAGGAGCAGCAACAACUCAAUCCCAAGAUGACGAAAGAGUGAGCCUCACACCCCAAGCUCAGCCAAAUGCAGACGCCAAACCAGCGCUGGAAACAAGGCUCAGACACAGGGAACGAACAGAUAGAAUGGUAUCUUCACCACGAGGCCAGCCUUCUUCUUCUUCUUCUUCUUCUUCUUCUUCUCGGAUCCCUGCCGCUGCCUCUAGAAACAAGCCGACACUAACGGUGCAUACCACUGGUCUUUCACAGGUAUUGGAAGCACAGCCCCGCGAGUACUGGCUUGGUCGGCUCAUGACCCUCACCAACGCCUUUCAUUACGAAGACUCCUUCCAGGAGCCUGAUGUCGCGACGGGAUUUGGCAUGUUGUCCAGCUAUUCCCGGCCCUUGGGGGGUUCGGAUGGGGAUUCGGAAAAAUAUCGGAUCAAGCGUGCGUUUAUGGUGUUGGAGAAUGUCUGUGUGACAGAUGAGGCGAGCGCCAGUCUUCGGCAGUUUCGGGACGAAAGAAAGUAG